AUGAACGGAUUCGCGGACCACGGCCUUAGUGCGUCCGACUUCGAGACGCCAAAAGGAGGCUUCGCGACAUUUGACGCCUUCCCAAAAACAAAAGCCACCUAUUUAACCCGAACACGGACCGGUUCAGCAUGGACUCUGCUCUUGAUCGUCACGACCGUCUACCUAUGCAUCACCGAAAUCCGCCGCUGGGUUGACGGGACCAUUUCGCACAACUUCUCCGUCGAGAAGGGCAUCGGCCACCAGCUCCAAAUGAACCUCGACAUCAUCAUGGCCAUGAAGUGUGAGGACCUCCGCAUCAACGUGCAAGAUGCCAGCGGGGAUCGCAUCCUGGCGGGCGAGAUGCUACAGAUGGACCCCACCAAGUGGCUGCAGUGGGGCGGAGGGAAGCAGAGGAAGCAGGUUCAUAAGUUGGGAGAGUCGGAGGACAGGGACUCGAUAUAUGGCCUCGGGGAGGAUGAGGACGUUCACGACUACUUGUCGAUGGCAAGAGGGAGGAGCCGAUUCCCACGCACGCCGAAGGUGAAAGGCGAGGCGGACGCCUGUCGGAUCUACGGAAGCUUCGACGAGAACAAGGUGCAAGGGGACUUCCACAUCAUGGCAAGAGGUCACGGAUACCGGGAGUUUGGCGAUCAUCUAGAUCAUGGCCUCUUCAACUUCUCUCAUCAAGUCAAUGAAUUGUCCUUCGGUCCGUAUUACCCGAACCUGGUCAACCCCAUGGAUAAGACCAUCGCCACCACCGAAUUCCACUUCUACAAGUUCCAAUACUAUCUCUCCAUCGUCCCCACCAUUUACACGACCAACUCGCGGAACCUCGCAAAACUCCCGCAAAACUCCCACAACCCAUACAUUACCUCCGCGUCCGACACCGUCGUCACCAAUCAAUACGCCGUCACCGAACAAAGCCACCCGGUCGGCGAGGCGAACGUCCCCGGGAUCUUCUUCAAAUACGACAUCGAGCCCAUCCUUCUGCUGGUGAGCGAAGAGUCGAGCAGCUUAUUUGCCCUCCUAGUGCGCCUGGUCAACGUGGUGUCCGGCGUCAUGGUCGCGCUGAACUGGUGCUCCCUGCUGAGUGAUUGGGUAGCCGAUGUGCUGGGGCGGAGGCAGAAACGCGAAAGCCUGGGCAUGCUGCACGGGCGGACGCAAAGUCUGGAUAAGAAAUUUCGGUACGACUAG
This is a messenger RNA of Eremomyces bilateralis CBS 781.70, 1173 nucleotides long. RefSeq names its product DUF1692-domain-containing protein. Bases 1 to 1173 code for a protein of 390 amino acids. Gene Ontology annotation, biological process: endoplasmic reticulum to Golgi vesicle-mediated transport; retrograde vesicle-mediated transport, Golgi to endoplasmic reticulum. Gene Ontology annotation, cellular component: COPII-coated ER to Golgi transport vesicle; Golgi membrane; endoplasmic reticulum. The transcript is spliced from 3 exons. NCBI's taxonomy places the organism in Eukaryota, Fungi, Ascomycota, Dothideomycetes, Eremomycetales, Eremomycetaceae. The record is from RefSeq and is a predicted model, not a curated record.